This is a messenger RNA of Lagenorhynchus albirostris (white-beaked dolphin), 2890 nucleotides long. RefSeq names its product adaptor related protein complex 5 subunit zeta 1 (gene AP5Z1). The record is from RefSeq and is a predicted model, not a curated record. The transcript has 16 exons. NCBI's taxonomy places the organism in Eukaryota, Metazoa, Chordata, Mammalia, Artiodactyla, Delphinidae. Gene Ontology annotation, cellular component: AP-5 adaptor complex. The coding region runs from base 64 to 2823 and encodes 919 amino acids.
GGCGGCGGCGGCGGCGGCGGCGGCGGCGGCGGCGGCGGCGGCGGCGGCGGCGGCGGCGGCGGGAUGUUCACCACGGGGGCGGAGAGUCUGCUCCGCCAGGCCAGGGCCGGUCCCCAGCCCGAGAGCCGUCCUGUCACAGCUCAGGGCGGCGUUUCCGGGUCCCUCGUCGCCGGGUUGCCGACGCCGUCGUCUUUGUUUAGGGAGCUCCGGGACGAGGAGCUGGCGAGGCUCUGUGCCCGGGUCUGUGCGCUACUGCGAGAGGAGGACUGGGGUCCCGACGCCCCGGACGCCCUGCGGAGGCUCUUCCUCAUCGUCUCGGCCACGAAAUACAACAGGAGGCUGGAGAGGCCUUGCCUGGCACUGCUGCAGACCACCCUCUGCUCGCCUACCUGCCCCGAGCAGCUCCAGCUGCUCUGCGCCGCUGUCCUGAGAGAGAUGUCACCCUGCGACAGCCUGAGCCUGUCCUGCGACCACAUCCAGAACACGCGGCAGCUGGGCCUCGUGGCCUCUGUGCUCUUGGCCCAGGGUGACCAACAGCAGGUCAGGAGCUUGGCCCAGCGCGUCCUCAAGGUCCUGGAGAGCCGGCAGCCCGAGGGGCCCAGCCUGAGGCACCUCCUCCCUGUCGUGUCCAAGGUCACCAGCCUGGCCCCAGACGCCCUCCAUGAAGAGCAGACCAGGGCGCUCAGCAAGCGGCUGGGGGACUGGCUCCGCUACGCCAGCGUCCAGCAAGCGGUCGCCCACUCCUCCGGGGGCUUCUUCUCCACGCCUAGAGCCCGGCAGCUGGGCCCUGUCACCGAGGUGGACGGGGCAGUGGCCACGGACUUCUUCACGGUGCUGUCCACGGGCCAGCGCUUCACGGAGGACCAGUGGCUGAACGUGCAGGCCUUCUCCAUGCUGCGGGCCUGGCUGCUGGACAGCGGCCCUGGGGGCUCCAGCGCCCCGGACGCAGACGACAAGUCGGAGCUGGAAGGCUCCACCCUGUCUGUGCUCUCGGCCACCUCCACCGCCGGACACCUGCUGCCGCCCCAGCAAUGGCUGCGGGAGAAGGCUUUCGAGUACUGCCAGCGCCUGCUGGAGCAGAGUAACCGGCGAGCCCUGAAGAAGGCCGACUCAGACCUGCAGAAAGCAUGUCUGGUGGAGGCUGUGCUGGUGCUGGACGUGCUCUGCCAGCAGGACCCCUCCUUCCUGUACCGCACCCUCUCCUGCCUGAAGCCCCUGCACACGCGCCUGCGCGGGGACCCAGCCUGGGUGCGGGCGCUGCUGCCCGUCGCCCAGUUCUUCCUGCACCACGGGGAGGCCGCCGCAGUGGAUGCGGAAGCCGUCUACCAGCACCUCUUCACCAGGAUCCCCGCUGAACAUUUCCACAGUUCGAUGCUGGCCUUCGAGUUCGUCCAGUUCUGCAGGGACAGCCUGCCUCUGUUCGGCAGAAACCUUGGCAUUCUCAGGACAAGCUUCCCCAACCUCUUCAAGUUCCUGGCCUGGAACAGCCCGCCCCUCACCUCUGACUUUGUGGCGCUGCUCCCAUCGCUGGUUGACGCAGGGACGGCCGUGGAGAUGCUCCACCUGCUGCUGGACCUGCCCUGUCUGACCGCAGCCUUGGACCUGCAGCUCAGGUCGCUGCAGGCUGCAUCUGAGAGGCCGCCCUGGGACGUCUCCAUCAGGGCCCCCGGCUGCCUGGAGGCCCUCCGGGACUCGCAGGUCCAGGGUCUUUUCCAGCACCUGCUGCGUGCCCACGCCAGCGGGACCGUGGAGAGGUUGACGCCGCUCUACCGGCUGCUGCAGCCCCUGGCCGGCUGCGCCCGGGUGGUCCAGUGCGCUGAGGCCGUGCCCACCCUGCUCCGGGCGUUCUUCUCGGCGGUGACACAGGUGAGCCCGCUUCCCGGGGCCUCUGUCCCUGCAGCAGAGGGCCGGCUAGAGCUAGGACCCACAGGGCCCCAGCUUCCUCAGUGGCCAAGGGGCCAGUCCAUCACAGCAGACAGGGCAGCUCACACCAGCCCCAGCCUGGCUCCUGUCCCUCCCAGAACUGGGGCCGAGAGAAGCCCCCAGGGCAGCAGCCAGCCAGGUCCGGAGCAGAGGUGUUCCCUGGGGGUGGGACGCAGUCUCUCUCUCUCCCAGUUUGCUGACGGGGCCCUGGCCAGCCAGCUGGUACUGCUGCUCCUGGAACGAAGCGACUCGCUUUACCAGGUCCCAGGGUACGAAGCCGGUGUGCACAGGGUGCUGAGCUCCCAGUUCCCGGCCCUGUGCAAGCUGCAUCCUCCACUGGUGGUCGAGCAGGCGAAGGAGCUGCUGGAGUUCGUGGGCGGCCCCCGCAGCGGCGGGCACAUGCUCACAUCUGUGGUGUGGGCGAUCGGCGAGUACCUGUCGGUGUCCUGGGACCGGCGCUGCACCGUGGAGCAGAUCAACAACUUCUUCGAAGCCCUGGAGGCCCUGCUCUUUGAGGUCACCCAGUCGCGGCCCUCCACCACCCUCCCCAAGUGUCCUCCGCAGGUCAUCACUGUGCUCAUGACCACACUGACCAAGCUGGCCUCUCGGAGCCAAGACCUGAUUCCCAGGGUCUCCCUGCUCCUGUCAAAGAUGAGGACCUUGGCCCAGAGCCCAGCCACGGGCUCCACGCCUGGUGAGGAGGGCGUGGGAGCCAUCCACACGCGGGCCACCGAGCUGCUGAACCUGCUGAAGAUGCCCAGCGUGGCCCAGUUCGUGUUCACGCCCAGUGUGGAGGUGUCCGAGCCCCGCUAUCACCGUGACACCAACACGGCCCUGCCCCUGGUCCUGCGUACGGUCAGCCGGCUGGUGGAGAGGGAGGCAGGCCUCCUGCCAGGGUGAAGGGACCAGGUGGAUGCCGGGCAGGCCUGCAGGUUGAGAGCCUGGUAUUACCAGCCAUGGCUUCAGU